Rhinocladiella mackenziei CBS 650.93 is the source of this 1527-nucleotide messenger RNA. RefSeq lists its product as uncharacterized. Gene Ontology annotation, molecular function: transmembrane transporter activity. The coding region runs from base 1 to 1527 and encodes 508 amino acids. NCBI's taxonomy places the organism in Eukaryota, Fungi, Ascomycota, Eurotiomycetes, Chaetothyriales, Herpotrichiellaceae. The record is from RefSeq and is a predicted model, not a curated record. Gene Ontology annotation, biological process: transmembrane transport. The transcript has 4 exons. Gene Ontology annotation, cellular component: membrane.
AUGAUGGAGAGUAACCUUGAUAUCCUGGUCAAGCCAAAUGUUGAGAGUGCGCACGAGGAGUAUCUCGAAAAAAGCCUAACGGUCGACACUGUCCACAACGAUCAAGGUUUAGAAGUCAUCGCCCAUUAUGACGGCGAGAAAGCAUGGGAUCCCGAGGAAGAGAAGAAGCUCGUUCAUCGCAUCGAUUUGAGGUUGCUGCCGAUUCUCUGUGUCACUUACGGCAUUCAAUACUAUGACAAGUCGACCAUUUCUCAAGCGGCAAUCUUCGGACUGACAAAGGACCUACACCUCACCGGGAAUCGAUACUCUAUGUCAGCUUCCAUUUUCUAUAUUGGUUUCAUCGCCGGAGUCGCUCCCAUCAUGUUGUUGGCCCAGCGCUACCCACUUCAAUACAUCGCGGCGGGAACCGUUGGCGUUUGGGGUGUUACUCUGAUGGCUACGGCAGGCUGCACCACUUUCCAAGGUCUCUACACGCAGCGAUUUUUCCUUGGCUUUCUCGAAGCGGGAAUCUCGCCCAUGUUCAUGUUGAUCGUGGGAAGCUGGUACAAGAAGAAUGAACAAGCUCUCCGGAUGGGGGCAUGGCUUUCUUGUACAGGAUACGUCGCCCUAUUUGCUCCACUAAUCAACUAUGGGCUCGGACACAUCACCGGUACCGCGCUGCAUUCCUGGCAAUACAUGUUCCUGGUUGCUGGUGGCAUGACUGUUCUCUGGUCUUUGGUAAUCUUGUUCCUCCUGCCAGCGGAGCCGACACAUGCAAAAUGCCUCGACGAGCGACAAAAAUAUAUUGCUGUUUCUCGGCUGCAGACUAACAAUACCGGAGUUCGAAACGUCCAUUUCAAACCCGCGCAGAUUGUGGAAUGCCUACUCGACAUCAAAUUCUGGCUCAUCUUCUUCUUUUCAUUCUUCACGCAGAUUGCGAACGGACCGGUCAGCACUUUCAGCCCCAUCAUCAUUCACGGAUUCGGAUACAGUACACUGAAUACGCUGCUGCUGAACAUGCCACCGGGCUUCAUAUUGGGCACCGUGGACCUCAUCGCAUGCUAUGUGGCAUGCCGUGUUCCCGGGGUUCGAACAUACAUCAUCCUUGUCUGCCACAGCAUUUCGGUGGCCGGUGCACUCAUGCUGUGGCUCUUACCUCUACACGCCAAAGGAGCAUUGGUCGUCGCGACCUGCCUUCUCCCCGUCUACGGUGGCAGCAUAGCUAUCGCCGUCGGACUACAGAUUGCCAAUACGGCAGGCUAUACCAAACGUACUGUAUCGUCCGCGGGCAUCUAUAUCGGCUACUGCUUGGGAAACAUCACAGGGCCUUUAUUUUUCAAGCCACAAGACGCUCCACGCUACCAACCGGCAUUUAUCACCGUCACGAUUACUACCAUUGCCGCUGCACUGACGGCUCUUGCUUAUCGGCUUACUUGCAUCUACCAGAACAAGCAGAGGGACCGUGCAGGUACGAUGGAAGCAUUUGACCAUGCUUUUGAGGACGACGUCACGGAUCGGAAGAAUCCACAAUUCCGGUACAUCUACUGA